Molecule: messenger RNA, 10311 nt
Organism: Scylla paramamosain (green mud crab)
Lineage: Eukaryota; Metazoa; Arthropoda; Malacostraca; Decapoda; Portunidae
Product: serine/arginine repetitive matrix protein 2-like
Exons: 3
Coding region: 765-7766 (2333 amino acids)
Biological process (GO): regulation of transcription by RNA polymerase II
Cellular component (GO): nucleus
Molecular function (GO): RNA polymerase II transcription regulatory region sequence-specific DNA binding; DNA-binding transcription factor activity, RNA polymerase II-specific
Source: RefSeq, a predicted model, not a curated record
GCCGCGAUCACAGGCGUGUGCUGGAGUUUAAGGUGUGUUAAUUAUAGUAUAGUGAUGGGGAGGGUGUGCGGGGGGCGGGGCGGAGUGAGGCUGGUGGUGAGGACUGAGGGUGGCAGGCCGGCAGUCGGUCAAAGGGGAGUGUCAAGAGUGGGCGCCGCGCGGGGCAAGGAGCCUCAGUGUUUGCCGCAGGGAGGGUGGCGCGGCCCGAGGGCACGUGAGGGUCAGUGUGGCUUCAGCAAGUGGGCGUCGUGGCUGUGGAAUUACGAACUGUCGCGAGAAGUCGAAUAUAUUGGCUUUGGCACGAGAGGACUGGCGGGAGACGAACAGUGAUAGUGUGGUGGUGUGGUAUGUGUUUGUGUGUGGUGGUUCAUGCCGUGAGCAGCGCCGCCUGGUCUGGCACGUGUUGGGGUGGGUUGGUCCCUAGGGCGUCUGUGUCCUGGUGCAGUCUAUGUGAGGAAUCGAGGUGCGGGCGCUGCUGUUGUUAUGUUCUGAGUGGCAAGUAUUGUGGCUACUCGUGGUGUGCUUGACCAAGGCCUCUCCGCUCCGCCCCACCGUGCCGUCCGUCAGAAGGAAGGUCACUCGCAGCCGUGAGUAGGGCGUCAAAGAUCUGCUCUUACGUGCUGCACAUAAUUUUUGGCGUGUUGGCCGCUCAACAUCUUGAAUGUCUGCAAAAAUGUCAUCCUAAGUAGACAUUCAACGCCGAGGAGAUAGUGGUUGUCAGGAGGGUGUGAGGAGCAGCACAGGGAGUGGCGGGCGGGCGGGCAAUGGUGUCCACCCUGCACAUCACCCUCAUCAACAACCAGCCCUCGUCGCAGUGGCUGGGACGGAGCGCGUCCUGCGAGGAAACUAACUUACUUGGGUUUCCAUCUACAUUAACUCCAACAUCCAAAACCACCUCUCUGUCCACCUCAAGCGUCCUGCGGCCCCAGGCUCCCGAUGCUGGGGUCCCUGGACUACCCUCCUCCACACACAGCUUGGUGACGCCCACUCCAUACAGCCCCUCCGCGGGCUCCAGGGCUCCGUCAUGGUCUCCUGUCAGAUUCAAAACCAAACCUUUACCAGACUUUUUGAAGAAACUCAACCCGGAGUCUGCACCUGUGGGCAGCCCUGGGACAAAGACUUCGUGGUGCAGGGCAGCGGCCUCCCAAGGGCCAGGGCGGCCUGGGCUGGCCACGAGCACGGGUGACGUUCAAGUGGGUCAAGUGUCGCCGACCCUCGCGGCCCGCUGGCCACAUGCAGGCAAAAGUGAUUCGUCAAAGCCUGAAAUUUCCCCAAGGGCGGGUCGAAAAGUAUUAGGGAUUCCAGUAUCCUCCACCGCAGUGUCUUCCGUCAGUCAGGUGGCGCCGCCCGUCGUCCCUGCUGGACGACCGCCCACUCCUCAGGGAGAGAGGCGGCGCCUCAGUGGAGGAUCGCCCUCCAUGACCAGGAAAGAAGUGUCUCCUGCACUCACCAAUGACCCGUCUGCCAAAUCUGCCGCUGAUCCAUCGCGAGCCCCGCACGAGGCGCCAGACGUCGUUGACCAAGGCACCAAGUCAGAUCAGCCCGACGAGCCUCAGGACAGCGGCCGCCGCCCGUCGCUGGGCAGCGCCAGGAAGGAGUCGCCUACCGGGGCCAGAAAGCUUAUGAGUGACACGGCGUGGCUCGCGUCCUCCAACCGCUCGGCCACCCUGCCCGCCCUCCGGACGUCUUCCGCCCCCUGGCAGCAGCGGCCCAACCGCCUGUCCUCCGCCUCGCUGCAGCGCUUUGAGGAUAGCGUGCACAGCGGUGGCGGGCGUGAGGGCGUGGGCGGGGGUGUGAUGGAGGAUGGUGGACCCCACACCCGCGUCGCCCCAGCCUCCUCCGCCCAUCGCAAGGCCAACUCUCUCCCUGGUUACUAUUCCCGGGGGAGCACCCUCCACCAGCCAUCCUUCCGUGAGGCUUUCAACACCAGCAAGAGUCCUACACCUCCAGCUCGCAACGAUGGUGCUCCAGCUGCGCCACCUCGGGGACCCACUAGCCCCAGGACUCCCAGAGUCGUCGCCGUUCCCUCUGUACCUCCUCAGCAACAACGACAACAACAACAGCAACAACAGCACCAUCAACAACAAAAUUCACGUCAACAAAACCACCAUAAACAAAAACAGCAACAGCCAGCAAAUCAGUUACAGGAGUAUCAAAAACAGCACCAGCAACAACUACAACAGCAACUGCGUCAAAAACAAUUACAGCAGCAGCAACAACAACAGCAGUUAUGGCACCAGCAUCAGCAGCAACAGAGACUGCAGGAAAGUCACCGGCAGAAUGCUCAGCAGCAGAUUAAAUCACAACGACAGCCAAAAUUACUGCAGCAGGGGACAGCACCACCAGUAUUGCAAGGUCGCCAGCCUCCUCCCCGACAGGAACCACCUCCGCCCAAGCCCGUCCCUUCCUCGCCAGAGAAGAAGAACAAAAAAUCUAUUUUGAGUGGUAUCUUCAGGCGUCGCAAGAAGGGUUCCAGCAGCACAUCGAGCAGUAGUUCAGAUAGCAGUAGUUCUGACAAUGAGGAGCCCCCACAACGCCGUAGCUUUUUGCGGCGCCGCAGCAAGAAGAAGGAGAAGAAAGAUCCCAUCCUUCCUCCCCCAUCGAUCCCACCAGCUGAGGAACGCCUGGCACGCUCCUACGGGGACUUCCCUGAUGGUAGUGAUUUACGAAGCUAUCGGAGAGUGAGGGUCGUGCCUGUAGGGACGGGCAGCUUAGGAAAAGAAACGCAGCCACUCGGUAUCCCCACAUUAGCAACACAGCCAGGGCAACUCAACAGACUCGGUGUGUCAGCAUCGCAUGAUUCUCUACCUCUCAGCCUAGGUUCAUGGACUGGUGGUGGCUCCCAUGCCUCCCUCGGUUAUUACUCAGGAGGCGGUAUGGGGACGAGGAGCUCGAGCACAGACACCAUUAGCAAGAAGGAGCGACGUGAGGCCCUCAAGGCGCGAGUUGAGCGGCUUAGAGAAAGGAUUCGCGAUACUAGCUCUGAUGAAGAGAAGGCAUCUGUGUCCUCCCAUUCACUGUAUGGUAGCGAAUCAAGCCUCAGCAAGACUGGCUCUCUUAGUCGACGUUCAAGAGCAGCGCGGACUGAACGCUUUUUGAGGCGCAAAUCCUACGAGCUGGAAACAUUGAGAAACGAAACUGAGAAAGACCGACGCAACAGGGAGGCGGUGCAGGCUCGAAUUGAGGAGAUCCAGCGAGUACGUGAAUUCGAAGCAAAAAGAAACAAGCUGAAUGAGGAGAGGAAGAGUCAGAGUGUACCUAAGGCCAAACCACGUUGGUCGGCCAAACUGGUGUAUCAAGAGUCAAGUGAGUAUGAAUCGUCUGUCCUUUUACGAACGCCAUCAGUGAGUCCCUCAGCAAGUCCGCACAUGAAGGCCAAGUUUGAUGGUCAUGCAAAGGAUGGUGUGGUGCUAAGGAAUAAACCACAUCACGUCACUCCUUCAGUAGCAGUCUCAUUGCCAGUGCCAUCUGUCACGUCCUCGAGGAGAAGCUUUCAGGACUUUGAUGCUCCUGUACACAACAACUUGAGAGGUCAUCGGAGUGCAUCAUAUGACAGCAAUAUCAAUAGAAAUUCCUUUGUUAUUCAACCCCCAACUGUGCCCACAACCAGCAGUGGAUCAACGACAAACAGGUCUGGCCUCACCCCUCCUGCACCCCCACCUCGGGACAGGAGCAGAAUAAUGUCACCUUGUGAUGGGAGACCAAUGUCGUUCUCAUUUGAGAGUUUGAACCAGGAGGGUCAUCGACCCACCUCCAGCCAAUCCAGCAUGAGCAAUUUUACCAAAGGAUCGAGUCCCAGCCCCAGCGUGCGGUCUGUGCCUGCAUAUCUGGGACCACGCUCCAACCCACAACCUCCUGGACCUCAACCAAUGCUAAUACCCACUCGUCGCUCUUAUUCUGAGCUAGAACUUUCACAGCAACAGCAGAUGGAAGCUAAAAGUGGCUAUCCAAUCCCACCAUCGAGGCCUGUACCUCCUGGGUAUCCAAACUCCCAUUACUCCUACACUGAUCAACCCCCAAGACCACAGAACCAUUAUUACCGACCACAACAGCAACAACAGCCGUCCCAGCAGGUGCAGUAUUACACAGACCAGUCUCCUCAACAUAACAAAACCGUGCCAAUCAGCAGUGUUCCAGCCUCUCCAUCCUCUGACUAUUCCUCCUACAUGAGUGACAACAGCAUCAAGUUACAACAGGCCAACACAGCAUGGAGGCAAAAGGAACAAGAAAUUAAAAACAAGAUCUCCGUGUUGCCAAGCACAGCACCGGCAGUGAUAAGCGACUCCUCCCCUUCCAACAGUCCCAAGCUAGAGAACGGGGUAGCCUCUUCUCCCGGGAGGCAGCAACAGCAAGGUGAAGGUAUUUAUGGUAAAAUUGAGGCCAAAAAGACCCGUCCAGAACCUAUCACCCUCAAGCAGGCCGAAUCUUUCAGCUCACUCUCUGGCCAGAGUGAUGUGUCCAGCCCAGUGCCACGAGGCCCAGAUUCUGAUUCCAGUCAAGGCAGCCUUGCACGGGACAAAAAGAAGCAGGCUCAGAACAGGCCUCUUUCCAUGGUGCUUGAGAAAGCAGAGUCUGGGGAAAAGGAGACACCACCAGGUACUCCAAAAGCCCGUCCACAACCUCCUGUACGAAGCAACUGGCAGCCAGCAACCCCAGUGAGUGAGGCAACGAAGCGAAAUAAGUUUAAAGAAAUGAUAAAGCACAAACUGGACUCAAAGACAGAAAAGAACCUAACGCCGAAGGAGUUUGAAGACAUGUUCCAAAAGGAAAAGGAGAAGUUGGAGAACAGUAAAUCUAGCAACUUCGAGGAGGCAUUGAAAGAGUUGGAAGAAAUCUAUGCCAGCCUCAGAUUGGACAGUGAGGACCUGCUGGAUGGAGCAGAGCGACGUGAUCUGCCUGUGCAGCACCAAACACUGAGGGACACUUCACAUAAUGACAAGAAGGACCUCUUGAGUGAUGGGGACUCCUCUCUCCAUGACAAUGAACGGAUACACUCAUUGUCAGGGAGAAGAUCAGGUGUUCCUGACGCCAAGAGUGACGAUAUGCACUUCCGUAGAUGUCAGCAGAGUACUCGCAAUCAGCCGGACGUUCAGAAGGCGCUGCAGAUGACUGGCAGCUACCUCCUUGUGUCUCCUGCCCAUGUAACCCCCACAGAUCUUGACAAAGACAUGCCUAAAGACCCAAUGAUGAUUGGGGAACCAGACGUGGUGUACGAUGAUGUGUCUUACAGGAACAUCAAACAGGCAAACUCCAUAAAAAUCAUUGACCCACAGCCUCCAUUCGGCAUUCCUCUGGGACCCACCACUCAAGCUUCCCCUAGUGAUUACCUUCACGUGACACCAAAAGAGAACUACCGGCCCAAGAUGAUCGCCAGGAAACAACCAGACACCGCCAUGGAUGACCUGGCCUUCAGGAAUCUAAGGAAGGAUAAGGGCACUAAAGAAGUCAAUACCUCCGAGCUAGAUGAGUUGUUAUGUGAGGCCCGAGCAGGCUCUCCUCGGCGCAGGACAGUGCGCUCCUCCUCAGCUGAUAGGGCACAGUCCUUGCGUGGUGACCCUGACCGUGGGCUGAAGCAUUACACUCCCCGCCAAGUGAAGUAUCACCUGGAGACACGGCGUGUUGGCAACCAAAAGGACAGCAUGACAGACACUGAGGUCACAGGUCACUCGAUCAGUUCACGACAUAACCCAAGUUGGCUUGAAAGGGCCCACCUGUUAGACCCCAAAUGGGAUGUGAGCAGCAACAACCUCAGCACGAGCACCGAGACCCUGACGGAGCUGUCUUCUGCACGAGCAGUCUCUCAGCCAGACAUUCGUCGGGCCAUCAUCCGUGAGGCUCGGGCACCACCAGGAGGCCCUGAGGAGCUGCUUGGCGGACAGCUGCAUCACAUCACCGCCUCCUCUUUGGCCACUCCAACUGCAGUCACUCUGGCAACCAUCACUGUGCCUCGCCUGGUCAAAGUGCAUACCGUCCACAGUGCCCCAGCAUCACCCGUCAUCCUGGACAGCAAGCCUUACAAGCCACUGGAUUCCAUCUUCAACAGCAAACCUAAGCCUUUCUACUUAACCAACAAAGAGACAGAGCAGAAGGACUGUACACAAGAACAGGAACAGGAACAGCAACAACAGCAGGAGAAAAAGCAGCAGCAGCAGCAGCAGCAGCAGCAACAGCAGCAGCAGCAGCAGCAACCACAACAACAUCAUCAACAACAACAACAACAACAACAACAACAACAACAACAACAAAAGCUACAGCAGCAAGACCAAGUGGACAUUGCCAAGUUGGACGCACUCAUCUCCACACUCUCCAAAAUUGAUGCGAAUGAUGACCUGUCUGACUCAUCUGACACAUCCUCCAAGAGUCUAGGUAACAUUCCGCCCAUAAACUUUGAAAUGAAAGAACUGAAAAUAUCUGAACCCGCCCUUGAAAACGUGCCUGAGCCCCAAACUGUCGCGUCGGAACCCUCUCGAAAAAAUAGUGUAGAUUAUGAAUACAACAGUGCCAAAGCCAAUAUUGAGAAGGCCAUCAGGUUGUCCAUGGCGCUGGAGUCUUAUAACAGUGAAGGUAAAGAGGUUUGUUGUCGUAGGCGUAGUGCUGUAGACUUGCCAGUGCGGGAGAGUCUUCCUUCCCACAGCGACUCUUCCAUCUCUUCUACUAACGUUCUCUCUCUUCCGAGUCUUAACCUGGUGAGCAAUGACGCCAGUGGCAGUACAGUGGGCUCGAGGGCUCCUUCUCAGUCCGCCACGCCUCAGGCCGUCCCCGCUAAGGCUUCCACGUGUACUGAUAGAGUAGAGUCCAUGGUAGUCGUGUCACAGCAGGUGCAUGGUAGAGCCCGGCGCUCCCGCUCUGUGCCCACCUCACCAAGGACAGUUGACACUACGCCUCUGCUGGAUAAGACUUCAACCAAACCACUUAUCAAUGAAGCAGAGGUGUCCACUGAUGGUGAGGUGGAGUGCGGCUCGGAGCGUGAAGGUACCCUUCCGAGCGGUGUCUCUGCUUCCCUCGCCUUGUCUGUACAAGGUGGUGACGCCCUAACUGAAGUUUUCUCUCCUUCCUCUUGCUCCACUGUCACGCCAGACAUGGGUCAGCCUCUCUCAAAGCAACAAACGAGCUCAAAUCAAAAUAUAUCCAUUGCAUGCGAAACUCAGGCUGCCUCUCAGCCUCUUUCCUCUAAUGACGCUUGUGCUCUCGCUGCUUGUGAGAAUGUUGAAUGUGAGAGCUCGCCGGCGAGCGUCGCACACACCCCUGCCGCCAAGCUUUCGUCCUCUGCCAAGGCUCCCCCGCCGCCUGUGCGCCUUUCCUCCCUCCCGCCCUCCCCGACCCUACGCGGGGCUUCCAGCACCUCACGCCCGUCCGAACAGCCUUCACCCUCGUGUGCUGGCGAAGUGAGGCAGGGGGUUCAGGCUGUGCAAAGGUUGCGGGGAGCUAGUGUGCCCCUGCAGCAGCAGGACAACAAAGCAAGCGAUUCCGAGGGUGAGACAUGUGACGGUGUGGUGAGGGCGGGGUCCCUGCCGCCAGCCCUGCGCCCGCCUGCUGACUCCACAGGGCUUGCCCAGGGUAGCGGACCGGUGGGCGCCAUAGGGCCGCGGUCCUGUGUUCCAGUGCUUCCACACCGAUGUCCUCCACCUGCAUCCCUGCCCUUCCCACCUCAGUGCUUCCACACCCACGCCCUCCACCCGCCGUCCUCCACCUGCCUUCCUCCACCUCUCUUCUCACCGCCCACCGAGAUCCCGACAUGUGAUUCGCCGCCCAUAAGACUCAGGUGACGGUGACCCUCACCUGUAAUGGGCUCCCCUGAGAGGCCCCAAUGACCCAUUUAAGCCGUGCAGGUGUGCCAGGUGUUCCGUGACACGCUGCUAUCCCUCAUCCCUUCUGGUAGUUACAUGCUGCGGUGCCUCAGUGCUCUCGUGGCUCCCCAGUAUCCUCUCAUGAGUGCCAAGGUUCAGCUCAGUAGUGGGUUUGCUUGUCUCAGUCUCGUCCUCGUCUCAAGCGCCACUAAACUCAGUGUUAUUGAUCGACACUUCACAUAUUAAUACCAUGGUAAAUAUUAAUAACCUCAUCAUAUACUUUCCAUUAUAUGCUUCAUGAUAUUCAACGCUCACUUUUAUAUACGUCUGUGUUAGGAGAGGGUAGUCAGAGUGGCCUCCCUUCGUCCCUCCGCCUCUGCGUCACUGUGCCGUCCUGGGCCUUGACACAAUACUGCUUCCUCCGCCUUCAUCGUUGACAGCGGGUUCUCCCACUCCUCGCCAUACUGUGCUGAUGCGCGAAUGAGUCUGCCAAGUUAGGUACGCAAGAAUAGGUCGUCACAACAUAUAUUUGUGAGUGACUUGAAAUUUUGUUCAACGCGUGUCUUUGAUCCGUCAGAUAAUCUUGUCCAACCAGAAGUGUCACGAAAUGCUGCGUAUAAUACUCAGCGUGAGAUUGUGACGCAAGGAAAGUCACUAAAUUUACGUUAGAUUCCAUUUGUCGCUCAGUAUUAUAAUUUAGAGCAGUCGUCACUACCACAUUCACAAAAACAGUUCAUAGUCUGCAGUCUACACCUACAUUUUAUUCUUGCGGGUAUCACUUCAAAGUCUGUAAUCUGUAUACGCACUACGCACGCACUCCCACACUUGUCUGUCCGGGUAACGACUCACUGACCAUUUAUGACUGCUUUUUAUCGAAUCCUGUAGUGUUCCUGCUGCUGGAGGUGUGUUAAGAGAACCUGCGUCCUGUGGGAGCGCCAAAUGUGAGGCAUCAUCACAGACUCAUUAAUAUUCCGUCAAGAUUGGCAAACUUUAGCUCGUAAUGAAGAUAGUUCGCUGCGAUUGACUUUGCAUCAGAUCUAGUACUAAGUUGUGAUAGGUAGUAUAUAAAGUGCUUCGUUCUGUGUCAUAUCCUGCCAUCUUCCCUCAGGCGCCGCUGUCAGUGUGUAGCAGCCAAGGACGUCGUAGUAGCUGUAGAGAAUAGUUAGAAUGAACCAAUUUUGCAGACGAAUUUACGAAAGAAUAGCCAUCGCUGCCAAAGGUUUAGUUACGACCGGGUAGAUCGCUCUCAGGAUUACUUAACUGGAGGUACUGUGCUUGUCACCACCGCCCACUUGUGUCCCUUUGUGCAGCGGCGACACUAAAAGCUUGUGUGUUGCUCCUGCCACGCCGAGUCACGAGCUGAGUGAGUGUUGGGUGUCAGGCCGAGCGGGGGGCAUGAGGCGUCACACACACACACACACACACACACACACACACACACACACACACACACACACACACACAACUCUAAUAAUCUAGCCCUCUGAAUAGCGUCAUAAACACACAUAUCAUUCGCUUAACAUAUCAUUAAGUGUUUUAUAUUACGCACUCAUAACACUUGGCCCAAACGCAUCAGUUACUGACUAAAAUGCCAUUAAAUUUAUCCUCUUGCUCUAGAUGCGCUUAAAUAAUUAUGGAGAAAAGUGGGUUAUUUCUCAUUGCUAUAAAUUAAGGAUAAAAUAUGCAUCUGUUUUUGCUGUAGACUAAAAUCAAAUGUAAUACGUGAUUUAAAACUACUAAUCUUCACAAAACUUCGCAAUUUCUCCCAUACUUAAGUUACUCUAGCUGAUGUAUGUCCGUUUUCUUUAUUGCGAGGGCAUAAGGGACUAUUGAAGAAAAAUAAAAUUAAGAAUGUUGAGCAUCUGAGAAAGGUCACUCUGCUGUUAUGUGGCGCCAAACUCAGGUCAAAUACAUGCAUUCUAAACAAGUAUACUUAACCGGUACUUUACAAUUACUUAUUCACUUUGCUUUUAAGCCUUCAUAAGUAACCAACACCUCCUUCCUCUUUCUUCCCGUUCACCUGUUGCUCACCACACCUCACCACAGGUACGCACGGGAGAUGUAAUUAACACACACCUGCCCACCUGUUCACUUAUAUUUCUUGCCACAGCGUUUACAAAUCAUGGUAUGACGCUGUUGUGUAUGUGUGUGUGUGUGUGUGUGUGUGUGUGUGUGAGAGAGAGAGAGAGAGAGAGAGAGAGAGAGAGAGAGAGAGAGAGAGAGAGAGAGAGAGUGAGAGUGUUUGAUUGCCAGGAACCGCGGCUCAGAUGACACAGGUGACUCACGUGACAGGUAGGACAGGUAACUCACGUGAUUGGCAGCACAGGUGACUGACUCAUUGGACAGGUGUCACUGGUAAUGCCCAUAACCUUCCCUCAGAGUAACUUGUUUGACUUAGUGCCAAAUAUCGUCUGUAUGCGUGUGUGUAUGUAUGUGUAUAUGUAUAUGUCCUUAUAUGUGAUAUGCCUGUACAUUUACUGUAUAAUAUUAAUAUAGAAAUCACCAAAUACACAGUUUAAUAAAA